AAAGAAACAGACAGUUUCAGUCUAGCCCUCGCUCGUUCGUUUAGUCUCAAAUCGCAAGUCGCAGCUCCUCUCUCCUGUCUCCACUCCAACUCUCCUCUGUGGCCUUUGACUGUGACCCCAGCUCUCCACUCCAGCCGUCGUGACUCGCUAGUUCUCACCCUCCUCUUCCGUUCCUGUCGCGCCGGGCACCCAGAGUCGCCUAUCAAUCUCUUGAUCCCUCUGACCUUUCGUCUCUCGAUCUCUCCUUGUCUCAUCCCUCUCGAUCCCUCCGUGAUCACAGCUCUCCGGAAAUCCAGGAUCACAUUCUCAUGGCCCAAAUCAUUCUGCUAAUUAUUGAGAUUCUGCCACAAGUUCUCAUUACAGCCUACUAGACUCACUCCUGGGAAGGUACGACUGAGAUUGAAGAAUUGGAAGGCUUGUUCUCUUUCCUUAGCUGGCCAUAAUACAUUAAUUAAAUAUGUGGUUUCUGCUACUUCUUCAUAUGCUAUAUAAACUUCUUUACUUAUAGGUAGUAGUUGUAAUCUAUGGAAUCAAAUACCCAAUUUUGUUUUUCUUUUUGCUGUAUUGGAACUGUUUUCUGAUAUAUAUAUAUAUAUAUAUAUUUUUUUUUUUCAGUUUUGAUUUGCUUGCUUCGAAUCUAUACUUAACUAAUAUCCACUAUUUGAAAACUCAUGUUAAAGAAUUUUGUAAAAUUGAAACUUUUUACUAUGUUUGUCUGUGAUGGAGUAUAUAUUUAUUUUGGAUUGUAUUAAUGUAUUUUAAAUUUGUAUUGUGUUUUUUAAUUAUUUAGGAGUAGUUUUAUUGUUAUUUUGGAUAAUUCGUUUUUAAAGAGAAAAUAUGAUUUUUUUUUCCGUAAAAAAACAAAGAAAAGGGGUGAAUUUGUAAUUUUUGAAAUUGGAAAAAUAAUAUUUAAAAAUAUUUUUCAUUGGUGGGUUAGCCUGCUGGUUGGCGAGUCACCAACUCGCCAAGAUGCUGGUUAUGCUAGCCUGCCCCACACCUGCAAGCUGGCCCAUAUUAGCACCUCUAUUUAUAAAAGAUAACAAGGAACAAUAAAACAGCCCUUUGAUAUUUCGUAAUCUAUAUUUUAUACAUAAUAUAAACUUUCCAACAAAUUCACGAUGGAUACUGAGAUUUAGUUUUCAUUCUUCCUGCAACUCACUAAUUUUGGGUAAAAACUAUUCUUCAAACCAAAACUUCUUUGAGAAAACAACAACAACAACAACAACAACAACAACAAUAAUUCAAAGAAAGUCAACUCAAUAAAAUAAUAUCAGAUUAGUUAGAUUAAUACCCUUUGACCUUAAUAUUCUGUAAGAACCAUGAAGAUUGAUCCAUGAGUAUUUCGAAUAAACAUAAUAAAAUCAAUAAAUCAUAAGAAAAGAAGAAAUUCAUUUCAGAGUUAAAGUAAAAAAAAUGAAUGAAAGUUUGUGUUUAAAAAAUAAACUCUGGACUAGUAAUUAAUAAUUAGUAAGUAAUGAUAAAUAGCUUACUCUUUUUUUUCCAUCAAAUGAUAAAUACUUUACUCAAAACCAUAAGAUUAUUUGAUUAAAAAAAAAAUACCAUUAGAUUAUUUGCUUGCUCCCCCCCCCCCCAUUAAUGUUCAAGCUGGCUGGACCUAGCCAUGAAGAGAGCCCAAGCAGGAGCUUAUUCAGCGUCACUUCUGCAUUUCAAAUGACCUGUAUCUCGCAAUUAGCAGACAAGCUAAAUUUCAACUCUCUUUCUUCCUCUUCCAUUCCCUAUUUUAUUUUUUAUCAAAUUAAGCUUGAUUGCCCAGAAUACUUAGCAGGUUCUUGGAACACUAACUUUGGGAGUAUUCUUGGUGAAAGGACUUUUUUUAAAGUAAAAACCAUGGGCAAGGCUUCAAGGGAUAAGAGGGAUAUCUACUACAGGAAAGCAAAAGAAGAAGGUUGGCGUGCUAGAAGUGCAUUUAAGCUUCUUCAAAUAGAUGAGGAAUUCAACAUAUUUGAAGGAGUGAAACGGCUGGUAGAUCUAUGUGCUGCCCCUGGUAGCUGGAGUCAGGUUUUGAGUCGUAAGCUGUAUCUCCCUGCAAAACUUGCAUCUGAUACAAAGGAUGGUGAUCUUCCUCUUAUAGUUGCUAUUGAUCUACAGCCAAUGGCUCCAAUUGAAGGUGUUAUUCAGGUGCAGGGUGAUAUAACUAAUGCCCGUACAGCCGAAGUGGUCAUUAGGCAUUUCGAUGGUUGCAAGGCUGACCUGGUUGUGUGUGAUGGUGCUCCAGAUGUCACAGGUCUUCAUGACAUGGAUGAAUUUGUUCAGUCUCAACUGAUACUAGCAGGUUUAACAAUUGUUACUCAUGUACUCAAGGAGGGAGGCAAGUUUAUUGCGAAGAUAUUUAGAGGAAAAGACACAAGCCUCCUAUACUGUCAGCUGAAGUUAUUUUUCCCUGUAGUGACUUUUGCAAAGCCAAAAAGCAGUCGAAAUUCUAGCAUAGAGGCAUUUGCAGUUUGCGAAAACUAUUCCCCUCCUGAAGGAUUCAAUCCCAAAGAUUUGCAUCGCCUUCUAGAGAAGGUUGGAAGUCCCUCAGGGGCGGAUGAUAUAGAUUGUUGUAGUGGGUGGUUGGAAGGACCAAACAAGGUUUAUAUUCCGUUUUUAGCUUGCGGGGACCUGAGUGGGUAUGAUUCUGAUCGCUCAUAUCCACUACCCAAAGUUGCUGAGGGAACAUAUCAGAGCUUGGACCCUGUACAGCCACCUAUUGCCCCUCCUUACAAGAGAGCCCUCGAGUUGAAAAAGGCCUCCACUCAGGGAAUCCGACAACUUGAAAAUCUCUCCUUGGAUUCUUGAUGAUACGCCGGGCACUGCUUAAUCAUAAUGCCGUUUGGAAUCUUUAUUCUUUUCCUCCUGCCAUGAUAUGAUUAGUGGAUUGAAAAUUAUGAGUUACCUUGCGUCGUUGUUGCCUUACCUGCUGGUGAUCUUUUUCGUCACCAUUUUAAAAGAAUACACAUUCUUCAGAGAUGACAGUCCAAGCUUGUAACUGUUCACUGGUUUUAGUCUAAAACUUUUCUUUUUUGGCAAAUAA
Messenger RNA from Prosopis cineraria, 3034 nucleotides. Its product is annotated as putative tRNA (cytidine(32)/guanosine(34)-2'-O)-methyltransferase. The record is from RefSeq and is a predicted model, not a curated record. The transcript is spliced from 12 exons. Gene Ontology annotation, molecular function: tRNA methyltransferase activity. Gene Ontology annotation, cellular component: cytoplasm. Lineage: Eukaryota; Viridiplantae; Streptophyta; Magnoliopsida; Fabales; Fabaceae. The coding region runs from base 1597 to 2799 and encodes 400 amino acids. Gene Ontology annotation, biological process: tRNA methylation; cytoplasmic translation.